GGUUCUGAUCAUUUGUUCUUUCUGUGUUUUGACAGAGAAGACGUGUGGAUAUGCUGGUGAUCUACUCCAUGGAUACCUCCACUAUGAGGGCCAGUCAUACCUCGGGGAGAGAGUUUAUGCUACGUGCCAAGAGGGAUACACUCUGAAAGGACCGAACUACCUGAUUUGCGAGGCGUCUGGAUGGACGGGGGAAUUCCCAACUUGUGAAGAGGGAGAAACCACCUGCUCCACCCCAGCAGUCGCCAACUCCGUGCAGAGAGCUGAAGGUGUUUCUGAGUUCCGGGUGGGAGAAGCCGUGACCUUCACCUGUCAGCAGGGUUUCCGUCUGGAUGGAGCUCAGGAGGUCAAGUGCGGCUCCAAUGGCCAGUGGCAGCCUGAACCUCCUCGAUGUCUGCCUUCUCCUGAUAAAACUCAGUCAUCUGGUAACGAAACAGGUGGAUGUGGCGUGCCGCUAAAUACCAAGGACUCCGAUGCCAACCUUGCUGACAAGUACAUCACAAUGACAUCUUUUCCCUCUGGUGCCAAAGUCUACUAUGUGUGCAAUGUUGGAUACACUCCAGUAGGAGGCAGCAGGAUUCGCAUAUGUAAAAAUGGAAACUGGACACCACUGAGGCUAAAAUGUGAACUGAAGUCGUGCGGUUCUGCAGGAGAGAUUCUCAAUGGACGCUUUGUUUAUUCUGGAGUAGAGUUUGGAGACACUGCUACAGGCGUCUGUGAUGACGGGUAUACUGUUGUAGGACAGGCAACCAGAAACUGCAUGAGUAACGGCUGGGAUGGACGUAUUCCUGUUUGUGAAGCUGUGGUAUGUGACGAGCCUCCAGAGGUGACGGGUGCAGAGAGAAGAGGCCCUCAGGAGCCACCGUACAGUUACAAGACUGUGAUUAGCUACCGGUGUCGUACGGGAACGCUUGUCGGUCAAAAGGACAUUUGGUGCACCAAGAAUGGGACGUGGAGUGCACCUCCGAAAUGCAACGAAAUAACAUGUCCAUCACCAAAUGUGGCCAACGCCUUCUGGAUGGGAGCUCAAAACCGGUCCUUCCGGUACAAGGAGACCAUAUCGAUCGAGUGUAAGCGUGGCUACAUCAUGAAUGGGCCGAACUCUAUUACCUGUAAUAAUGACGGCCGAUGGAUCCCUCGUCUACCAGAGUGUCGACGCAAACUACGUCAGAGCUUCAGGAGGGGAUAACAACACAAGCUGAAACAUGGCAGCACUGUACUCAAUCAAUCCUCGUAAACCAUUCAACAGCAACAAGUGGAGGAGGAAAAUAAUCUCUUAAGCUAAACCAACAAUGCAUUCCCUCCAAAAUUAAUUUUGUUUAAAGCCAACCUUUAAUAAUGCACUGUGACAUAUUUGCCGCUAAAACCUGUAUAUCAUCAUUAUAUCAUAAUACAGACAUUAAAAUAUGUUUGAGAUGAA
This is a messenger RNA of Stegastes partitus (bicolor damselfish), 1417 nucleotides long. Its product is annotated as complement receptor type 1-like. Lineage: Eukaryota; Metazoa; Chordata; Actinopteri; Pomacentridae. The record is from RefSeq and is a predicted model, not a curated record. The annotation marks the transcript as partial. The transcript is spliced from 9 exons.